Messenger RNA from Oryza brachyantha (malo sina), 2076 nucleotides. RefSeq names its product probable serine/threonine-protein kinase PBL25. The transcript has 5 exons. Lineage: Eukaryota; Viridiplantae; Streptophyta; Magnoliopsida; Poales; Poaceae. The record is from RefSeq and is a predicted model, not a curated record. Gene Ontology annotation, molecular function: protein kinase activity; ATP binding. Gene Ontology annotation, biological process: protein phosphorylation. Bases 444 to 1748 code for a protein of 434 amino acids.
UCUUCUCCUCCAUCCAUCUUCCCAUCCUCUCAGGGAAGGACCUUGGAUCCAUCUCCAAGGCCUUCUCCUCCUCCUCCUCCCCUUCUCCAAUCCAUCUCCAUCGAUCGAGCUUCCCCACCAUCAUCUCUCUCUUCAUCGGCGAGCGAUCUAUCAAUCGUUGUUCGGGGGCCUCGUUGUCGAUCGUCUGUGCCGUGGGGGCAUACGGGUGCCGGUGAGAGGGGGCCCUGUUGGGGCGGGUGUGGCAGCGGGGCGAUGGCGUGCCAUGAGGUGGGCGCGCCGUGGCGGAGGUGCUGAGACGCGCCGAUGAUCAUUAGGGUGCGGUGGUGACGGCGGCGGCGGCUUCUCGGUCCGCUGCAGGGUUUUUUUACUCUCUCUUUGGCCUGAGUCGUCGCCGGUAGCACAAAAGGGUCGCCGCCACGGCGAGGCGAGGAGGGAACGCGAAGAUGAGCUGCUUUCCGUGUUUUGGCGGCGGAAAGAAGAAGAAUGUGCACGCCGACACGGGAAAGUUCGACGCGUCGACGGUGCCGGCAUCGCAAAUGACGCCGCCACAUGUGGUUUCUGCCACUGCGGACGCCAUGCCGGCCUCGUCGGCACCAAUGACUCCGCCGAAGCCGAUGAAUGGCCAACCUGAUCAUGCCCACAAGCCGUCCGAGGAUGCCUCAAUGGGGCUAGCUAUCGCGGGACAGGCGUUCGCGUUCCGCGAGCUCGCCGCGGCUACUGACCACUUCACGCCGUACAACCUCGUCGGAGAAGGAGGCUUCUUCCGGGUCUACAAGGGCCAGUUGGAGAAGACGGGGCAGACCGUGACCAUCAAGCAGCUGGACAAGCAUAGCUUCCAAGGCAACAAUGAGUUCCUGAGCGAGGUCUCCAAGCUCAGCCGGCUCCACCACGAGAACCUUGUUGACAUCAUUGGCUACUGUGCUGAUGGCGACCAACGACUCCUCGUGUAUGAGUUCAUGUCCGCUGGCACCUUGGAAGAACACUUAUUCGAUUUGCCAUCAGACAAGAAGCCAAUGGACUGGUGCACAAGGAUGAAAGUGGCGCAUGGCGCAGCUCAAGGGCUGGAGUACCUACACGAGAAGGCGAACCCGCCGAUGGUGUACGGCGACUUCAAGGCAUCCAAUAUCCUGCUCGACGCCAACCUCACACCGAAGUUGUCUGACUUCGGGAUCGCGCAGCUCGGCCAGGCGAGCGGGAACGUGCCGGUGUCAACCCCGAUGAUGGGCUCGUUUGGCUGUUGCCCUCCAGAGUACGACCGUGGUGGGCAAAUCACCAUGAAGUCAGAUGUGUAUAGCUUCGGUGUCGUGCUAGUGCAGCUCAUCUCCGGUAGAAGGGCCGUUGACACAAGCAAGCCUAUGGAGGAGCAGAACGUGGUCACUUGGGCACUGCCAAUGUUUAAAGACCAAAAGAGAUAUCACGAGUUGGUUGAUCCACUUAUAAAGAGCGAGUACCCGGCAAAAGCCUUAAACCAAGUGGUUGCAAUGGCUGCAAUGUGCUUGCAAGAGGAAGACUCUGUGCGACCAUUGAUGGCUGAUGUUGUCAUGACACUGGGAUUCCUUAUUGCAAUGCCACCGGAAACACAACCUACUAGUGUUCCAGUCUCAGUCCCAAUUCCUUCUGCCUCACCAGCAUCAAAGGAGGACAAAGCACCAAAUCGCUCUGAUAGCUCGUCAUCGUCUUCUUCGGACGACGAGGACAACGAAGAGGAGGGAGAGGAAGACGAAGAAGAAGAUGAGGAGCAACAAUAAGGGCAUCUUUUCAAGGAUUAAUACUGAAAGGAAAAAGAGGAGGGAACGUUAAUGGUUCAUUUCAAUGACCAAUGAAACAAGAGAUGAUUUGAUGUGGAAGGAGCUGUAUACAUGAGAGUUGUUUUUUUUACGUUUCUGAGAGGCCAUGACAAUGUAAAUUGGGGUGGGGCUUCAACAAGUAAAUGUUUUUUUGUUGUGAUAAUAACAAGACAUCUUAAAAUGGUAAAUGUAUGGCUGUUGUACACAUUGAUCAUCAAUUGGAUACACAUAAUUUAUCACAUGCAAAUCAACUAUACAAAGGUUGAUGUAGUUGUAGUGUUCUAUUGGA